AUGACAAAUAGUAAUUAUAAAUCAAAUAAUAAAACAUAUAAUGAAAAUAAUAAUGAACAAAAAACUACCAUAUUUAAUAGAACAAAUAUGAAUCCGAUAAAAAAAUGUCAUAUGAGAGAAAAAAUAAAUAAGUACUUUUUUUUGAUCAAAAUUUUGACAUGUACCAUUUUAAUAUGGGCUCUACAAUAUGCUAAUAACUGUGAUAUAAACAAAACUUGGAAAAAAGAUACAUAUGUUUAUAAGAAAUUGAAUACAGUAUUUAACAGAAGUUUAGGAGAACCUCAGGUAAAUGGUGAACUAGCUAGUGAAGAAGUAAAGGAAAAAAUUCUUGACUUAUUAGAAGAAGGAAAUACAUUAAAUGAAAGUGUAGAUGAUAAUAGUAAUUUAGAAGAAGCAGAACAUAUAAAAGAAAAUAUUUUAUUAAGUAAUAUAGAAGAAUCAAAAGAAAAUAUUGUUGACAGUUUAUUCAAUAAUAUUGAACACAAUUCAGAACAACAAGAAAGUGUGUCAGAAAAUGAACAAAUCAGUGAUGAUAUUUUUAAUGCCUUAUUAAAUAGUGCAGAUGUUAAUGGAGAAGUAGAAGAAAAAAAUUUAGAGGAAAGUCAAGUUAAUGACGAUAUUUUUAAUAAUUUAGUAAAAAGUAUCCAACAAGAACAACAACAGAGCGUUGCUGAAAGUGUAAUAGAAAGUGUAGAAGAAAAAGUCGCUGAAGAUGUUGUAGAAAAAGUAGCAGAAAGUGUUGAAGAAAGUGUAAUAGAAAAUGUUGAAGAAGCUGUAACUGAAAGUGUUGAAGAAGCUGUAGCUGAAAGUGUUGAAGAAGCUGUAGCUGAAAGUGUUGAAGAAACUGUAGCUGAAAGUGUUGAAGAAACUGUAGCUGAAAGUGUUGAAGAAGCUGUAGCUGAAAGUGUUGAAGAAACAGUAGCUGAAAAAGUUGAAGAAACAGUAGCAGAAAAAAUUGAAGAAAUAGUAGCUGAAAAAGUUGAAGAAACAGUAGCUGAAGAUAUUGUAGAAACAGUAGCUGAAGAUAUUGAAGAAACAGUAGCUGAAAGUGUUGAAGAAACAGUAGCUGAAAGUGUUGAAGAAACAGUAGCUGAAGAUAUUGUAGAAACAGUAGCUGAAAGUGUUGAAGAAACUGUAGCUGAAAAAAUUGAAGAAACUGUAGCUGAAGAUAUUGUAGAAACAGUAGCUGAAGAUAUUGUAGAAACAGUAGCUGAAAGUGUUGAAGAAACUGUAGCUGAAAAAAUUGAAGAAACUGUAGCUGAAAAAGUUGUAGAAACUGUAGCUGAAAAAGUUGCAGAAACUGUAGCUGAAAAAGUUGAAGAAACUGUAGCUGAAAAAGUUGAAGAAACAGUAGUUGAAGAUAUUACAUCAAAUUUAUCAGAUCACAUUUUAAGCAAUUUGUUAGGUGUUAUGGAAAAUGAAGAAGCAAAGGACAGUAUAUUAAAUGAUAUAGAAGAAGUAAAAGAAAAUGUAGUUUCCACAAUACUAGAUAAGGUAGAAGAAACUACAACUGAUGAUUCAACUACUUUUAGUAACAUAUUAGAGAAGAUACAAGAAAGCACUAUUUCUACUGAUAAAAUAGAGGAAAAAUUAGAAGAAGUCCACGAAAAUGUAUUAAGUGCCGCUUUAGAAAGUACUCAAAGUGAAGAGGAAAAGAAAGAAGUAAUAGAUGUAAUUGAAGAAAUAAAAGAAGAAGUAGCUUCUACGUUAUUAGAAACUGUGGAACAAACAACAGAAGAAAGCUCAAGUACAAUUACGGAAAUAGUUGAAAAUAUAGAAGAAAAUGCAAUAGCAAGUAAUGAAAAUAUUGUAGAGAAUUUAGAGAAAUUAAACGAAACUGUAUUUACUACUGUAUUAGAUAAAAUAGAGGAAACAACAGAAAUUAGCGGAGAUAGUUUAGAAAUUAAAGGAAUGGAUGAAACAUUUUUAACUGAAAUGUUAGAUAAUGUAAAAGGAAUUCAAGAAAAUAUACUAACCACUAUGUUUCAAAGUAUAGAAACGAGUAUAGUAAUUCAUUCAGAAGAAAAGGUUGAUUUAAAUGAAGAUAUGGUUAGCACCAUCUUAGAUAAUAUAGAAAUUAUGAAAGAUGAUUUAUUAAAUAAAUUCGAAAAUAUUUCAAGUACUGAAAGUGUUAAUGAAAUUGCAACUCCACCUGUAGAACAAAAUAUAUAUAUGGAUGUUGAUGUUCCUGCUAUGAAAGAUCAAUUUUUAGGAAUAUUAAAUGAGGGAGAAACAUUGAAAGAAAUGUUUUUUAAUUUGGAAGAUGUGUUUAAAAGUGAAAGUAAUGUAAUUACUGUAGAAGAAAUUAAAGAAGAACCCCUUCAAAAAGAGGUAGAAAAAGAAACUGCUAGUAUUAUUGAAGAAGUGCAAGAACAUAUUGUUGAUGUAUUAGAUGAAAAAAAAGAAGAUUUAACAGACAAGAUGAUAGAUGCAGUAGAAGAAUCCAUAGAAAUAUCCUCAGACGUUAAAGAAGAAAUUGAAUCUAUUCAAGAUAAAGAAAAAGAUGUUUUACCAGUUAUUGAAGAAGUUCAAGAACAGGUUAAAGAAGAAAGUGUUGAAAAAGUUAUAGAAUUAAAAAACAUUGAAGAGGAGUUAAUGAAAGAUGCUGUUGAAAUAAAUAAAAUUACAAGCAAAAUUGUUGAAGAAACUGAAGAGUUAAAUGAAGUAGAAGCAGAUUUAUUAAAAGAUAUGGAAAAAUUGAAAGAAUUAGAAAAAGCUUUAUCAGAAGAUACUAAAGAAAUAGUAGAUGCAAAAGAUGAUACAUUAGAAAAAGUUAUUGAAGAGGAACAUGAUGUAACAACCACAUUAGAUGAGGUUGUAGAAUUAAAAGAUGUAGAAGAAGACAAAAUCGAAAAAGUAUCUGAGUUAAAAGAUCUUGAAGAAGAUAUAUUAAAAGAAGUAAAAGAAAUCAAAGAACUUGAAAGUGAAAUUAUAGAAGAUUUUAAAGAAUUAAAAACGAUUGAAGCAGAUAUUUUAGAAGAGAAAAAAGAAUUAGAAAAAGAUCAUUUUAAAAAGUUUGAAGAAGAAGCUGUAGAAAUAAAAGAUCUUGAAUCAGAUAUAUUAAAAGAAGUAUCUUCAUUAGAAGUUGAAGAAGAAAAAAAAUUAGAAGAAGUACAAGAAAUUAAAGAAGAGAUAGAAGAUAUAAUAAGUGGUGAUGUUCAUAUAGAAGGUUUGGAAAAAGGUGAUUUAGAAGAAGUAGAUGAUUUAAAAGGAAGUAUAUUAGACAUCUUAAAGGAAGAUAUGGGAUUAGGAGAUAUGGAUAAAGAAAGUUUAGAAGAUGUAACAGCAAAACUUGGAGGAAGAGUUGAAUCCUUAAAAGAUGUUUUAACUAGUGCAUUGACCACGGGUGAAGAACAAAUGAAAGCAAGAAAAAGAGCUCAAAGACCUAAAUUAGAAGAAGUAUUAUUAAGAGAAGAAGUUAUAGAAGAACCAAAGGUUAAAGAACCUGCGAAAAAAAUAACAAAAAAGAAAGUAAGAUUUGAUAUUAAAGAUGAGGAACCAGAAGAUGAAGCUCUAGAAGUUGAAGAUUUAGAUGAAGAAAAAGAUGAAGAUAUAGAUGAAGAAAAAGAUGAAGAUAUAGAUGAAGAAAAAGAUGAAGAUAAAGAUGAAGAUAAAGAUGAAGAUAAAGAUGAAGAUAAAGAUGAAGAUAAAGAUGUAGUAGUCGAAAAAGAGAAACACAUUGAACAAGUUAAAAAGAAAAAGAAAAAGUUAGAAAAAAAAGUAGAAAAAAGUGUUAGUGGUUUUAAAAAACAUGCGGAUGAAGUAAUGAAAUAUGUUCAUAAAAUUGAUAAAGAAAUAGAUAAAGAAGUAUCUAAAGCUUUAGAACCAAAAAGUGAUGUUUCUAAUGUGUUACAACAAAAUCAAGAUUUUUUUAGUAAAGCUAAAAACUUCAUAAAAAAAUAUAAAGUAUUUACCGCACCGUUCAUAUCUGCAAUUGCUGCAUUUGCAUCUUAUGUAGUUGGGUUCUUUACAUUAUCUGUAUUUUCAUCAUGUGUAACAAUCGCUUAUUCAACUUACUUAUUGUCAAAAGUUGAUAAAACCAUAAAUAAAAAUAAACAGAGACCAUUUUAUUCAUUCGUAUUUGAUAUCUUUAAGAAUUUAAAACAUUAUUUACAACAAAUGAAAGAAAAAUUUAGUAAAGGAAAAACUGAUAAUGAAGGAGAAGUAUCAAACAAAUCUGAUAAAACCGUUAUUGUACCUGUAACAAAUAAAGCUGAAAAAACAACUAAAGUUGAUAAAAAAAAUAAGGUAUCAAAAAGAAGAAAAACCCAAAAAUCAAAAUAA
Plasmodium adleri (nom. inval.) is the source of this 4284-nucleotide messenger RNA. RefSeq names its product liver stage antigen 3. The transcript is spliced from 2 exons. Bases 1 to 4284 code for a protein of 1427 amino acids. NCBI's taxonomy places the organism in Eukaryota, Apicomplexa, Aconoidasida, Haemosporida, Plasmodiidae. The record is from RefSeq and is a predicted model, not a curated record. Gene Ontology annotation, molecular function: RNA binding.